AUGUGGCAGCCAAAAGUCACAGUUACACUGUACUGGGUCUUACUAGAGGAUGCAUGCAAUAUCAAAGAGAUUGGCCAACUUGCUUUUAAAGGCAUGAAAAGACUGAACCGAAUCCAAUCUAUAGUUUUUGAGACUGCCUACAACACAAAUGAGAACAUGCUAAUCUGUGCACCCACUGGAGCUGGGAAGACUAACAUUGCUAUGCUGACAAUUCUUCAUGAAAUUCGCCAGCAUGUUCAGCAUGGUGUUAUCAAAAAGGAUGAGUUUAAGAUUGUCUAUGUUGCUCCUAUGAAGGCUUUGGCAGCUGAAAUGACAAAUUACUUCAGCAAGCGUCUUGAACCACUGGGUAUUACUGUGAAAGAGCUGACUGGUGAUAUGCAGCUGUCAAAAGGUGAAAUUCUGCGAACACAGAUGCUUGUGACUACUCCAGAAAAAUGGGACGUAGUAACAAGAAAAAGUGUUGGUGAUGUAGCUCUUUCUCAGCUGGUAAAGCUCUUGAUUCUUGAUGAAGUUCAUCUGUUACAUGAAGACAGAGGACCCGUACUUGAAAGUAUAGUGGCACGUACUUUACGUCAGGUUGAAUCUACACAAAGCAUGAUUAGGAUUUUGGGUCUUUCAGCUACAUUACCCAAUUAUCUUGACGUUGCUACGUUUCUACAUGUCAAUCCCUACAUUGGACUAUUCUACUUCGAUAGCCGUUUCCGACCUGUACCACUGGGACAAACCUUUAUAGGAAUUAAGACAACUAAUAAGGUGCAGCAGCUGAAUCAUAUGGAUGAAGUAUGUUAUGAAAAUGUGCUGAAGCAAAUAAUGGCUGGUCACCAGGUGAUGGUGUUUGUUCAUGCUAGAAAUGCCACAGUCAGAACUGCCAUGGCUCUUCGAGAAAAAGCAAAAAACAAUGGUCAUAUUUGUCACUUCUUGUCACCUCAAGGAUCAGAUUAUAGACAGGCUGAAAAACAGGUACAGAGAUCCAGAAAUAAGCAGUUGCGUGAGCUGUUUCCAGAUGGAUUUAGUAUUCAUCAUGCAGGAAUGCUGCGGCAAGACAGAAGUUUGGUUGAGAACCUGUUUUCUAAUGGACAUAUCAAAGUGUUAGUUUGUACAGCUACACUUGCCUGGGGUGUCAAUCUUCCUGCUCACGCUGUUGUUAUUAAGGGAACACAAAUAUAUGCUGCAAAAAGAGGCUCCUUUGUUGACCUUGGAAUUUUAGAUGUCAUGCAGAUAUUUGGUCGAGCUGGACGGCCUCAGUUUGACAAAUUCGGAGAAGGCAUCAUUAUUACAACUCAUGAUAAACUCAGUCAUUACCUGACACUUCUUACUCAGCAGAAUCCAAUUGAAAGCCAGUUUCUUGAAAGUCUUGCCGACAACCUGAAUGCAGAGAUUGCUCUUGGAACAGUAACUAAUGUGGAAGAAGCAGUAAAGUGGAUAAGUUACACUUAUCUUUAUGUACGGAUGAGAGCAAAUCCAUUAGUAUAUGGCAUCAGUCACAAAGCUUAUCAGAUGGAUCCAGGUCUAGAAAAGCACAGAGAACAGUUGGUAAUUGAAGUUGGCAGGAAGCUGGACAGAGCCCGCAUGAUUCGCUUUGAAGAAAGAACCGGCUUUUUUUCUUCAACAGAUUUAGGCAGAACUGCCAGCCACUACUAUAUUAAAUACAAUACUAUAGAGACUUUCAAUGAAUUGUUUGAUGCUCAUAAAACAGAAGGUGAUAUUCUUGCUAUAGUGUCCAAAGCUGAAGAAUUUGAACAAAUAAAGGUUAGAGAAGAAGAAAUAGAAGAGCUGGAUACCUUAUUGAAUGAUUUCUGUGAACUUCCUGCUCCUGGAGGUGUGGAAAACAACUAUGGAAAAAUAAAUAUCCUCCUCCAAACAUAUAUUAGCAGAGGGGAGAUGGAUAGCUUCUCCCUUAUUUCAGAUUCUGCAUAUGUUGCACAGAAUGCAGCUCGUAUUGUUCGAGCUCUUUUUGAGAUUGCCCUUAGGAAACGUUGGCCUGCAAUGACAUAUCGACUACUGAAUCUCAGCAAAGUCAUUGACAAGAGGCUGUGGGGCUGGGUUAGCCCUCUGAGACAGUUCUCUGUGUUACCACCAUCAGUCCUCUCAAAGUUGGAAGAGAAGAAUCUCACUAUAGACAAGAUGAAGGACAUGAGAAAGGAUGAAAUAGGUCAUAUGCUGCAUCACGUGAAGAUUGGGUUAAAGGUCAAACAGUGUGUUCAUCAAAUCCCCUCCAUUGCAAUGGAAGUAACAAUUCAACCAAUAACUCGCACAGUGCUUCGAGUUCGGUUGAACAUCACUCCUGACUUCACGUGGAACGAUCAGGUACAUGGCACCGUUGGAGAGCCUUGGUGGAUUUGGGUAGAAGACCCUACUAAUGAUCACAUUUAUCAUUCAGAGUACUUCAUCGUUCAGAAAAAACAGGUCAUUACUAAAGAACCUCAACUACUGGUGUUUACAAUCCCAAUAUUCGAGCCUCUGCCUUCUCAAUAUUACAUUCGAGCUGUGUCUGAUAGAUGGUUAGGAGCAGAGGCUGUGUGUAUCAUAAAUUUUCAACAUCUGAUUCUUCCAGAGAGACAUCCACCCCACACAGAGCUUCUAGAUCUUCAACCUUUGCCUGUCACAGCCUUAGGACAUCCAGAAUAUGAAGUCCUCUACAAGUUCACACACUUCAAUCCUAUCCAGACCCAGAUAUUUCAUACACUUUAUCACACAGACUGUAAUGUUCUUCUUGGAGCACCUACAGGUUCUGGAAAGACUGUUGCAGCUGAAUUAGCCAUCUUUAGAGUUUUUAACAAGUAUCCCACAUCAAAGGAAGCGCGGAGUGACAGCACUCAGCGAGCACACAGGGGAAGAGCCAUAGAAACACUCAUCGGGGUGAGUAACGAGGUACUGAAUAAGCUGUACUGGGAGCGUGGCCACGGGAAAAGGAUCAGCAGGAAACCGCCCAAAAAAACCGACCGGGCCGCCAGAACACGACCACGCAGUGCAUCCUUCUCGCCCCGCCUGCUCGCUUUACGGCAGUGUCGCGCCUCGUCGGCUCUUUGCGGCAGCGGAACCGGCAAGCCGGAAGGCAAGUGCGCGACCGGGCGCGGGCGGGGGUCGGGAGGAUGA
Messenger RNA from Meleagris gallopavo (turkey), 3096 nucleotides. Lineage: Eukaryota; Metazoa; Chordata; Aves; Galliformes; Phasianidae. The record is from RefSeq and is a predicted model, not a curated record.